Messenger RNA from Haemonchus placei, 450 nucleotides. Lineage: Eukaryota; Metazoa; Nematoda; Chromadorea; Rhabditida; Trichostrongylidae. The record is from the annotation of a GenBank genome assembly.
AUGGACACCCAAGCGACCACUGUUGUUAUGGAGUUGGGUGUACGGCUAAUGACAAUGUGCCUGCCCUCGGCCCACAUAACAAAGGCCGUGGAUCAUUUACCAAACUGGCAACUUUUUGUCGCCCAAGUAUCGCUACCACUCAUUGUUGCAGCGCCAUUCUACUGUGUUUUCAAUUUUCAGUAUGGUCUUAUGGGUACGAACGCCCCACUGAUUCUUAGUGCUCCUGACAUUCGCUAUGAUGCGAGCUAUCGACUGGUUCGAGUUGUUUAUCUGACCCCAAUGCUUUGGAUACCGUGUACGAAUAUACUGGUAACGAUCUACACGACUAAAUCACUUCAUUCACGUAUUUUCAACCCGCUUCUUCCCGACAAAACCACCGUUGUAGCGAUGACUCAACUUCAUCGCUGUCCCACAAGAGUGAAUGCUUGGCAACUGGAUCAAAAAUCCUGA